AUGGGUGCCCUUCAUGAAGGCCACCUGUCGUUGAUUCGAGAGGCCGCGCGAGAGAACACUGACGUCUUCGAUAGUGACGUCAAGAAAUUGGAGAAGCUCAAUGAAGAGCUCGGCAAUUUGGGUGCCGGCACGGGACGGAUUACUGCCAUCUUCGCCCCGACCUCGAAGGUCGUGUACCCUACAAUGCCACCUUCGUCGGAAAUCGACGGUCACGGCUCAUUCGUCAAUAUCAGCCCUCUUGCGAGAAAUCUUGAAGGUGUCUCCCGCCCGGUAUUCUUCCGCGGCGUUGCGACAAUCUGCAUGAAGCUAUUUAAUGUGACCACGCCCGAUCGUGUCUACUUCGGCCAGAAGGAUGUGCAACAAUCAGUGAUCGUCAAAAGGAUAGUUAAAGACUUCCUUGUUGAUACUGAGGUUCGGAUUAUUGCAACCGCCCGCGAACCUGACGGCCUGGCCUUAGGCUCUCGGAAUGUUUAUCUCGGAGCUCGCAGGCGGAUCGUGGGACUCACCCUCCACAAAGCCCUGAGUGCUGCAGCGGAGGCAUACAAGGCAGGCAGGACCUCUCGUGAUGAUGUUUUGGGGGCUUCUCUCAAUGUCGCUGAGCGUGUACUGUCCAAGCAGCAGUCGCUCCCCCCGUCAAAGCGGGCGCUGUACAAAGUUGACUACAUCUCCCUCGCUGAUUCCGAGAGUUUGGAGGAGCUCGACCUCGUUGAUCCCAAGAAGGGAGCCGUUUUAAGUACUGCCUUUAAGAUGGCCCCCCUGGAGGAGACUGAACCUGGAGAGGAUUGCGGUUUGGGAGAUGGAAAGGUUCCUGUACGGUUGAUCGACAACAUGAUUCUCCAACCUCAGGCCUAA
This is a messenger RNA of Penicillium macrosclerotiorum, 852 nucleotides long. RefSeq names its product pantoate--beta-alanine ligase. Gene Ontology annotation, molecular function: pantoate-beta-alanine ligase activity. The coding region runs from base 1 to 852 and encodes 283 amino acids. NCBI's taxonomy places the organism in Eukaryota, Fungi, Ascomycota, Eurotiomycetes, Eurotiales, Aspergillaceae. The record is from RefSeq and is a predicted model, not a curated record. The transcript has 2 exons. Gene Ontology annotation, biological process: pantothenate biosynthetic process.